Molecule: messenger RNA, 1936 nt
Organism: Oryzias melastigma (Indian medaka)
Lineage: Eukaryota; Metazoa; Chordata; Actinopteri; Beloniformes; Adrianichthyidae
Product: C5a anaphylatoxin chemotactic receptor 1
Exons: 3
Coding region: 239-1423 (394 amino acids)
Biological process (GO): complement receptor mediated signaling pathway; positive regulation of cytosolic calcium ion concentration; inflammatory response
Cellular component (GO): plasma membrane
Molecular function (GO): G protein-coupled receptor activity; complement component C5a receptor activity
Source: RefSeq, a predicted model, not a curated record
AUAUAUAUACAAAAUUUGGUUAUAUUUAAAUAAGAAGGGUCCAAAGAUGUUUGCACAAAAAAAUGUUUUGUUAGAAAUCUGCUCACCACUUAAACAGACUGAAAACGGAUGAACACUUCCUGUAGUCUGCAAAGCAAUAAAAAAAAAAAACAUGUAAAUGCGUUAAUCAGUAAGAUCAACUUUAACAAGCAAGUAAUUGUGAUACAUUACAGAUUGAAAUUUCUGCCUAGAAGUGAGAAUGUGUGUUGCAAUCACACAGGAAGAAGUGAAAGAGGGAGCAACAGAGAGACUGAACUCACAAAAAACACACACCAGCCGCUCCCUUGCUCAUUUCAGGCUGCGGCAUUUCAUCCACACACACUCAAGACCUGGAGAGCAGCUCAGAGUCUCUGCAGUGAUGGAUAAUAAUGCAACAGGGCUAAACGUGACGGCCGUCAAAUCGGAGGCUAUCAGAGGAAUUGAGAUGGUGGUCACUUCCCUCGUAUUCCUGGUUGGGGUUCCUCUGAACGGGCUGGUGCUUUGGGCUCUAGGACUUCGCGGCAAUCGUCACCUGGUCCGCAGAGGCAGCAAUGAGGAGACGCGUGCUGCCAACAGUUUCCGUGUCUACGUGCUGAACCUGGCCCUGGCCGACAUGAUCUUGGUCCUCAGGACCCCUCUCAUGUUGGGCUACCUGAUCAACAACAACAGCUGGCCGUUUGGCCUCACCUUCUGCCGCUUCAUCAUGUUCCUGCGGGUCCUGGGACUGUAUGCCUCUGCUUUCCUGGUCUGUGCCGUGGCCCUAGAGCGGACACUGUGUCUCCUGAAGCCGGUUUGGGCCCGACUACGACGACCCACCUGGGCGGUUCCUGUCGCCUGCAGCCUUAUGUGGCUGGUUGCAGCAGCUUUGUCCGCCCCUUACCUUAAAUUUGGCUACCUGUUGAACCAUGGAGAGUCGUUCCAUUGUUUGGAAAGUAAAGAUUUCAUUAUGGGUCUGUUUGUUUUGGAGACGACUGUAGGAUUUCUCAUACCCCUGCUGGUGUUCUUAGGAAGCAAUCUUGCAGUUGUGCUCACUAUAAAGCGGGCGGUGCCCCUCACACCCACCUCAUCUGCCCCUUCAAUGGCACGCAAGAUGACCAGGAUGUACCACGUUCUCUUCGUAACCAUGUUUCUCUUCCUCACCUGCUGGGUGCCGUACUUUGUGUGUCGGUUCAUCGAGGCUAUAGUAAAGGAGGGCAAUCUGUUGUAUCGAUUAAAAUAUGCCAAAUACAUUUGCCUGUUCAUGGUUUAUGUCAAAAGUGCUCUCAAUCCUGUGCUGUAUGUGUUCGCUGCCCGGGGAUUGGGUCGCGCCAUCAAGGCUUCCCUCGUCUCCACCAUAGAGCGACUUUUCAAUGACGACUCCUUCGAAUCCAUACGAAGGAAGUCUAUUAAGAACUCCCAGAUGUAAGGCUGACAUUACUACUGAUCUGCUCAUCCUACAGGUUACGUAUUCAAAUUCAAGGUGUGGAGAUCCAUUGGAGCACUUUAAGAUAUUUGAAUGUAUUAUACAAGUAAGACAACAAAAUCAAUUUAAUUUCAUUUUUAAUUCCAAAAUAAUCUUUUUUUUUCUUUUUGUAGAGUGUUCAAAAAAGAAAGAAUUUUUACCAAAAAAGUAUUUUGUCACAGAUUCCUUCAUGUUUUGUGUUUUUUCAUAGUAUUUCAUUCCUCUGCCUUCUAAUUUCCUUUAUUGUUUUUUUUUUUAUAAUUUUGAUGUUAUAAUGUUAUAAUACUUUGAUUGUUUUUACUAAAUUUCUUUCCAAUUUAUUUUCUCUAUGAAAAAUGUACAGUGUGUGAAUUCUUUCACAAUAAAAAGUAGUGAAUUUUAAAUAUUGCACUGUUAUGAUUCUUUGGAGAUUCUUUUGGAGAGCAAAAAUGUUAUUAUAAAACUUUUUAAGGUUCAGUCUAUAAUUUUAUUGGGCUG